AUGAAAGCCUCUCUGUGGCCUUUGGCGCCAAGCGGCUGGUGGCCGUGCCUCUUCUUGCUCCUGCUCCCGGGCAGCUUGGCUCAAGUCUUCGGGCGACGUUACGAAGAGCGGGCUUGCCCCGACCGCUGCGACCACUCGCGGUGCCCCGAGGUGCCCGCCGAGUGCGCGGGAAGCGGGCAGACGCUCGACUCCUGCGGCUGCUGCCCUGUGUGUGCCGCGCAGGAGGGCGAGUCUUGCGGAGGGUCGCCGUACGGGGAGCCGUCGUGUGCCGAAGGGCUGUUCUGUGUGCUGUCGCCCGGAGGACCCGGAGUGGCGGCUUCGGCCACGGUGCGCCGGCGAGCCAAAGCCGGCCAUUGCGUGUGUGCCAGUACCGAGCCGGUGUGUGGCACCGAUGGAAGGAGCUACCGCAACCUGUGCCAGCUGCGGACCGCUAGCCGGCUUUCCGAAAGCCAGCAUCAGCCGCCCGUCAUCGCCAUCCAGCGGGGCGCCUGCGGUCAGGGUCAGGAAGAUCCCAACAGCUUGCGGUAUAAAUACAAUUUUAUCGCAGAUGUGGUGGAGAAGAUAGCACCAGCUGUGGUUCAUAUAGAAUUGUUUCGCAGGUUGCCUUUUACAAAGAGGGAAGUUCCUGCUGCCAGUGGCUCAGGAUUCAUUGUUUCUGAAGAUGGGCUAAUUGUUACAAAUGCUCAUGUGGUUACUAAUAAGAACAGAGUGAAAGUGGAGUUGAAGAAUGGUGUGACCUAUGACGCUAAAAUUAAAGAUAUCGAUGAGAAAGCAGAUAUUGCACUAAUAAAAAUUGAUACUCAGAGGAAGCUUCCAGUCCUCCUUCUUGGACGUUCAGCAGAGUUACGGCCUGGUGAAUUUGUGGUUGCAAUUGGAAGUCCAUUUUCUCUCCAAAAUACAGUGACUACUGGGAUUGUUAGCACUACCCAGCGAGGGGGGAAAGAGCUGGGACUUAGAAACUCUGAUAUGGACUACAUCCAAACAGAUGCCAUUAUCAAUUAUGGGAAUUCUGGAGGACCUUUGGUGAACCUGGAUGGGGAAGUGAUUGGUAUUAAUACUCUGAAGGUCACUGCUGGAAUCUCCUUUGCAAUACCAUCAGACAAAAUUAAAAAAUUCCUUACUGAAUCACAUGACCGGCAAUCCAAAGGAAAAGCUGUAACUAAGAAAAAAUACAUUGGCAUUCGAAUGAUGUCUCUCACUCAGGGUAAAGCUAAAGAACUUAGGGAACGCUAUGAAGAUUUCCCUGAUGUUAAUUCUGGAGCCUAUAUUAUUGAAGUAAUUCCAGACACACCAGCUGAGAUAGGAGGCCUGAAAGAAAAUGAUGUGAUUAUAAGCAUUAAUGGACAACCAAUAAUCUCUGCCAAUGAUGUCAGUGACAUUAUCAAAAAGGACAGUACACUCAGUAUGGUAGUACGCAGGGGGAAUGAGGACAUUAUUCUAGCAGUUAUUCCUGAUGAAAUUGACCAUUAAAUAGAGACAUGAGCUGGAUUUCAUGCUACAAGCAGGCACUGGACUGUUUAUAUUAUCUCUGUGCUGGUACAGAAAACAGUAGAUUUUGACCAACUAGCCAACUAUGUUUAGUGAUAUUGUAUUGCUGAAUAAAGUAAUUUUCCAAUAGAUAAAAUGUUGAAGAUGAUACUUCAGCUAUUUUUACAGUGUGCUCUGUAUUCUUUUGUGGAGUCCUUGGUGCUCUCUGAGCUAAAAUUCAGAAGAGACAAUAAAAAAGCUAGAAGAGACUAGAACACAUCUUCUCCAGCAGCUACACCCAGAUAAGCAGGGAUUAACAUCAGAAAACUAAUGAAGCAGAAAAUAAUAUCCUAACCAAGGAACUACUAAGGAGAAAACUUCCUCCGCUUACACAAGCUGUUGUAUAUAAACAAAGAGCAAAGUCCAGAGUCAGUGGCACUGAUGAUGUUAUCUAGUCAUGUAAGAAACAUCUGCAAACAAGCAUCCAAACUAGAGAUCACCAAGGACUACACAGUUCAACCUGAGCUCCAUAUGUUAUUUUUUAAUAUAUUUUUACUGGCUACUCCAGCUGUUACUACCACCUUAGUGUUCAUACGUUCUAAUCUACAAGUUAAACCACCUGUAAAACAUUACAUUGCAGUAUUCCAUUUUGAUUUUUCCUGAAGUUACGUUAACAAUAUGAAAAUAUUUGAAAUAAAUGACUUGUAUGCAUGCAAGUCCGGAACCUA
Molecule: messenger RNA, 2195 nt
Organism: Protobothrops mucrosquamatus (brown spotted pit viper)
Lineage: Eukaryota; Metazoa; Chordata; Lepidosauria; Squamata; Viperidae
Gene: HTRA1
Product: HtrA serine peptidase 1
Exons: 9
Coding region: 1-1470 (489 amino acids)
Biological process (GO): programmed cell death; positive regulation of apoptotic process; proteolysis
Cellular component (GO): extracellular region
Molecular function (GO): protein binding; serine-type endopeptidase activity
Source: RefSeq, a predicted model, not a curated record